Messenger RNA from Episyrphus balteatus (marmalade hoverfly), 1139 nucleotides. RefSeq names its product mediator of RNA polymerase II transcription subunit 30 (gene MED30). Bases 147 to 1070 code for a protein of 307 amino acids. Gene Ontology annotation, cellular component: mediator complex. The record is from RefSeq and is a predicted model, not a curated record. Lineage: Eukaryota; Metazoa; Arthropoda; Insecta; Diptera; Syrphidae. The transcript is spliced from 2 exons. Gene Ontology annotation, molecular function: transcription coregulator activity. Gene Ontology annotation, biological process: positive regulation of DNA-templated transcription.
AAUCCAAUGUAAACACCCUUUUUUAAACCGCUGAAUGAACACCGCCAAUUAUUUUCUAGUUUUCAUUUCUAAUCGAGGAUGUUAUUAUAACAAAUUAAAAGUCCAUAUUUAAUUAUCUGUUUCGUAUUAAAAUUCACACGCCUUCAAUGUCUGGUCAGUAUCCCGGAGGCUACAACAAUCCAGUAGGUCCUCACCGAACUAACUUCGCCAACCAAAUGGUCAACAUGAACCAAAUGGUUCCAAAUCAAAUGGCCAUGAUGGGUGGCUACAACCAAGCUACAAUGAUGCAGCAAUCCCAGCAACAACCCAAUUCAAUGCAAAACCCCGGCAUCGGUGGAAUUAUUCCACCAGUAAUGAAUCCACCAGGAAUGCCAAGUCCUUCCCAUGCCCAACAAGCUGGCAAUUCACUUGUCCAACAGCAAAUGCAUCAACAGCAAAUACAACAACAGCAAAUGCAACAGCAACAAUUGCCCCAAACCCAACAGCAAUCACAGCCCCAACCACAAAAUCCACAACAAGCUCCACAGCUAACUCUACAGACACCAUCCACACCCACAUCUGGGUCAGUAAUGAUGACACAGCCUUCUGCCCAAACACAACCGCAAGUCAGUAAUAUGCAGCCACCUAAAGAAAUAAAUAUUGUUGGGCUUUCUCGUUUGGGACAAGAAACGGUUCAGGACAUAACGUCGCGUUUUCAAGAAAUAUUCGCUGCUCUCAAAAUCAUUCAACCAACGUGUAACCGAGAAAACAACACAGAGAAGAAGGUUCAAGAAUAUUUUCGAACUAUUCGAUUGUUAUUUAAACGAGUUCGAAUUAUUUAUGAAAAGUGCAACGAUGGAUAUCCGCAAGGAAUGGAGUAUACUCACAUUGAGAGUUUGAUUCCAUACAAAGACGAACCAGAUCAUCGGUCUGAACCUACUCAUUGUGAAGAGUAUCGGAAGGCAAUGCAAGAAAAUCGUGAACUAAUAGAGACUGUUAUGCUUAAAAAUAAACAGCUGCGUGAAAUUAUUGAUCGAACGCGAAUUAUAAUAUGGGAGAUCAACACAAUGCUUAGUAUGAGGAGAUCUUAGAUUAUUUUGUUUAUUUUUUUUAUACAUAUAAAUAAAGUAGACAAUUGCUCUGAUUCCUCACAUUCCAUA